UGCCGGAGGUCUGCUUCACAGACCGCAAUAUGGCGAGAAUGCCUGCUAGCGGAGACACGGACCAGGAGCAGAUGAGCUGCCCUGAGAGGAGCAGAGAGGAGGAGAAUGAGGAUCAAGAUGAAGAUGAUAUCCAGGAGGUCCAGAUCACGGGGGAGGAGGAGGACUACGACUCCGACAGAGAUGGUGUGGAGCUGGAGUGGGAGUCAGGGAGCACCAGCGCUUCCGCCGCGGAGACACAAGCAGUCGUUAUGCGGAGUAUGGACCGAGGAGAGCAGGAGGGAGAGGCGGACCCCUUCAGCGGCAGCAUCCCCGCUGGAUUGGAGUCUCACCUGGAGGGAGACCUCCAGCGGUCAGACCGGAGUAGGCUGAGCGAGAACACCCGCCUUGCCACCCGGUAUGCGGUGAGGAUCUUCAGGGAGUACCUCAGUGAGAAAGCCCAAAGUCCAGACUUUGAAACUCUGGAUAAGGAGGCGCUCUGUGCAGUGCUUCGCUCCUUUUACGCCGAGGCGCGCUCCAAAAGUGGACAGCUGUACAGCAAGUCGUCCCUCAUCAGCAUACGGAGCUCACUGAACCGGUACCUGAACGAGCCACCCUACUGCCGUACCUUGGACCUCACAAAGGACCCAGAACUGCGCAGCGCCAAUCUGACCCUGGCUGCGGUCAUACGGAGGCUGGAAGAGCAAGGCGCCGGUCCCGUGGUGCAGAAGCAAGCCAUCACGCGCUCGGACCUGCGGAAACUGUACGAGUCCUCUGUGUUUAACACCGACAUGCCGUUCGGACUGCUCAAUAAAGUCUGGUUCGAGACCUGCAUGUAUUUCUGCACCAGGGGCCGGGAGAACCAACGGGAGCUGGAGGAGGACUCGUUCGGCCUGGCCGUGGACGAGGACGGCAGAAAGUUUGUUUAUUUCAAAGCUCUCGGACCCUACCACAAGUCCCGCUCCACCGCCUGGACCAAGAAGCGUCCGGACGCAGACGAGGACACCUUGCCGCGCAUGUACGAGACCGGCACAGAGCAGUGUCCGUACGCCAGCUUCGUCCGGUACGUGUCCAAACGGAACCCGCUCUGCAGGGCGUUCUUCCAGCGGGCCCGGGACCACUGCUGCGCGAGCGACGUGACGUGGUACGAGAACAAAGCCAUAGGUAAAAACCUGUUGGGCACGAGGAUGCAGAUGUUGUCGCGCGCUGCCAAGCUCUCCAAAACCUACACCAACCACUGCAUUGGUGCCGUCUCUAUAGCAACGCUGAACAGCAUCGUGGGCGCCGCGGGCUCCAGACCGACGACGACGCUGUAUGUUGCCACGGAAACGGUUAACGGUCACGCGCAGUCCCACCUUCAGCUCUUGAUCCCGUGUCACCUGAAGGAGCAGCGAACAGAGAAAGUGACUGUAUCAUCAACAACACACACACCAGCAAGACCGGCGAGCAGAACCAGCUCCACGGAGGACCCUGGAGCUCCGUGCGCAAAGAAGCUUUGCGUGCGUCCCGGGAUACGCGCGGACUCGCCCGUUGAACGGAACGGAAAAGAUCCAUUGCUUACCAAAACCAAGGAGCCCUAUGCCAAUGUGAAGCCCCCCGAUGGGGGCCUGGUGGCUGGAACCGCACAGGACAGCCAUGGCAGCAGCAGCAGCAGUAUGUCAAGUCAGCAGCUGGUCUCUGUGUCUCCUGUGUGUCCUCUGGGCCAUGUAGGCAUCCCCACACCAGCUAAACUCAACAAAACCAAUGCACCUGUCCACAUUGAUGUAGGAGGACACAUGUACACCAGCAGCCUGGCCACACUCACAAAGUAUCCAGAGUCACGGAUCGGCCAUUUGUUUAAUGGAACAGAGCCCAUAGUGUUGGACAGUCUAAAGCAGCACUACUUCAUCGAUCGAGAUGGCCCUAUGUUCCGCUACAUACUUAACUUCCUCCGCACUUCAAAACUCCUCAUCCCUGAUGACUUCAAAGAAUAUUCCCUGCUCUAUGAAGAGGCCAGUUUCUUUCAGCUGGCUCCACUGCAGGCCGAGCUGGAGCGCUGGAGGACAGAGAGGGAAUGUGGUGGGGUGUGUCUGGAGUGUGAGUGUGUCAUGAUUCAUGUGGCUCCAGAGCUUGGUGAAAGGAUCAGUGUGAGCGCCCAUCGGGCUGUGAUGGAGGAAGUUUUUCCAGAGGUCAGAGACAUCAUGACAAAUACACUUAACACCAGCUGCAACCAGAACUCUACAUAUAUAACCCGGUUCCCUCUCAAUGGCUACUGUCACCUCAACUCUGUCCAGGUGUUGGAGCGGUUACAGCAGAGAGGGUUCGGGAUCACAGGCGCAUGUGGUGGUGGAGUGGACUCUUCCCAGUUUAGUGAAUACAUUCUACAGAGAAAGGGAAGAGGCAGUCAAAACCUUCCUACCCUUAUUAGGAUCAAACAGGAAUUCAUGGACUGAACACUGAGGAGAUCAAGGAUCAAUCCGUUCCUCUUUUUAGGCACAUAUCAGUCACUAUUCUGUGCAAUGUUUUGGAAAGACUUGUAGAAACAAGAACAGCUUCACCUCAGCAUGAAAGAAGUCACACACCAGUCAUAAAUGCAAGGAGUCUCUUCAGCUGCAUUGACAGCCUGCAGAAUGUGGGAGAUGUCUUUUCUGUGAUACUCGUCUUGCAGUUGCAACAUUCUCUUCAGACAACAUGUGAUCCAAGUACAAAAAAAUAUUUCAGGGAUUUAUGGAGAAUGCUUCGAAAUGUUUUCCUAAUUUUGAGGCAAACUUGCAUUAGCAUUCCUGCUAAUAGUAAAUGGAGGCUAAUACUUAAUAAUGUGCAGUAUGAUUACAUUCUUUUUAUCAUGGAACAUGUAAUGCAAUACUGUGAUGAAGUAAUAUCGUAUAUACAUUUCCAGGAAAUGUUAUCAAGGAACUAUUACUAGAUAACACUUUUAAGAUGUGAAGUCUUUUUUUGCUAAACCAUUGAAAUUAAAACAUGAUAUCUUAAGAUGCUUCAUGUCAAUGAUAAAAUAAACUUGUAAAUUGUUACUUCCAUGAAACAGUGAUGUUCGC
Notolabrus celidotus (New Zealand spotty) is the source of this 3011-nucleotide messenger RNA. RefSeq lists its product as uncharacterized. Gene Ontology annotation, molecular function: protein binding. Gene Ontology annotation, biological process: protein homooligomerization. The record is from RefSeq and is a predicted model, not a curated record. Lineage: Eukaryota; Metazoa; Chordata; Actinopteri; Labriformes; Labridae. The transcript has 5 exons. Bases 30 to 2408 code for a protein of 792 amino acids.